This is a messenger RNA of Glycine soja, 540 nucleotides long. RefSeq lists its product as uncharacterized. The coding region runs from base 1 to 540 and encodes 179 amino acids. The record is from RefSeq and is a predicted model, not a curated record. NCBI's taxonomy places the organism in Eukaryota, Viridiplantae, Streptophyta, Magnoliopsida, Fabales, Fabaceae. The transcript has 3 exons.
AUGAGGCAGGGUUAUGCAUGGUUUAAAAGGAAGCAUCUAAGGAGGUCAAUUAAAUGGCAAACCAAAACUGUCGAGGUUAUAAUCAGGGAGGAAAUCAAGGCUAUCAUCAAGGUGGAAAUUUCUCUUAAAAUCAAGGUCAAGGUUGGAGAUUUCAUUUGGGGAACAACUUUAACAAGGAUCAAGGGGCCCCAUCCAAUCGACCUCCUAAUCAAGAUCACAGAGUCAGCAAUCAAAAACCUUGAAGUGCAAGUAGGCCAACUUGAGGAGAAUUCCAAUGGGAAUUUUGUGGCUAACACCGAGAAGAACCCCAAGGAGGAAUAUAAGCAGUUCAUAUUCCCAGUAGAUUUUGUUAUCAUGGGCAUUGAAGAAGAUUUGGAUGUGCCUUUGAUUUUGGGAAGACCAUUUAUGCUCAUUGCUAAAUGUGUUGUUGACAUAGGAAAUGGUAAUCUUGAAAUGAGUGUGGAGGACCAAAAGGUGACUUUCAAUCUCUUUGAGGCAAUGAAGCAUCCUAGUGAUAACAAAACUUGCUUUAGAGUGUAG